Emiliania huxleyi CCMP1516 is the source of this 4725-nucleotide messenger RNA. RefSeq lists its product as hypothetical. NCBI's taxonomy places the organism in Eukaryota, Haptophyta, Isochrysidales, Noelaerhabdaceae. The record is from RefSeq and is a predicted model, not a curated record. The transcript is spliced from 9 exons. Gene Ontology annotation, molecular function: ATP binding; ATP-dependent chromatin remodeler activity; chloride channel activity. Bases 1 to 4725 code for a protein of 1574 amino acids.
AUGACAACGCCACGCACCCGAGGAGGUGCUCUCGCAGCCAAGGUCGCCGAAGUCCAGUCAGCGCUCGUCGACGCUCAUGCCGCGCCGUGCCCUCGCGAGAUCUCCGCGCUCCUGUGUGCGUACGACGGCUCGGUCCCUGCAGUGGUGGACGUCCUCAAAAACGUCGAGGGCUCGUCGGCUCUUGCGGCUGGCUCUGCCGAGGGAGCCUCGUCGAGCUUUGCGCGCGCUGGGCCGGUCGUGAAAGCUGUCUCGCCGAAGACGGUGGCCUCGGCCCGUGGCGAGGCCCCGCUCUCCUCGCUGUCGGGCUCUCGGGCCAACGGGAAGCGCAAGAUGGAGCGCGGCGGCGGCGCUGGCGGCAAGCGGCUCGCGGCGCUCUCCGCGGCGCUGGCCGAGUCGCCAGAGCCGGUCAGCGCGCCAGACGCUCCCGACGGGGCGCCCCUUCUCGACGACGGCGUCACGCUCGACGAAACCCUCUGUUCCAUCACGGAUUUCCGCGCGUUGCCGGCAUCGUUUUGGGACCGUCUGCACAAGGAGCAUGCAAACCACCCUCACUCCGGAGGCUGGACAGCCGUGUAUCAGCAGGAGUGGCCGUACAGCGGCUAUCCGUACGACGCCGUCUACGACGUUCUGCUCGACCCUGCGACCGGCUGGCAGCGAGCACGACGUGUGCGGCCUUGCCUCACCGGCGUGCAGGAGUGGGCCGCCUCGUGCACCUCGUCGGCACUUUCAGUCCACAUCAACGACCUCGACGCAUCCCUCGCUGAGAUGCUCGAACACGGCUUCAUGCAAAGCGAGACCGUGGACGCCAUCAAGUCGGCAGUCGCUGAGGACCAGGAGCUCCUGCGAGGCCGCGACCCACCCUUCUCCAUCCGGAGGCUGCACUUCGACGUGCACGAGCUCGAGCUGACGUGGCCGCCCGAGGUCGCGGGCACCACGCGCCGCCUCGCAACGGCUCGCAAUCGUACCCAAUCGUACAUCCACCACAUCGCCGACAUUGCUCACGAGGACUCGACCGGCGUCGGAGUCGAGCCCGUUCCGUACGACGUUCGCUCCUCGAUGGCAAUCGAGGUACUCGCGGACUCCUCCGCUCUUCGUCCGGAACGCAUCGAGUUUCGCCACCCGUGCGUCCGGACGAUGGCCCUCCCGUUUGGUUCAUACGAGUGCGACUUGCCACUCCGCGAGGCCUUCGGAAGCAACGCCGAUGCUCACGUCUGGGCCGCAAAUGUCUCGUCGCUGAUCGGCGGGCUGUGCGACGAGCCCUGGGAGAGCACCGGCGCGUGGGAGUCGAGGUUCCGAAACCCGGAAAUCGUCUUCAAGGGGGCUGUGGAGCUCGACCGCGUCGUCACGGCGGGACGGGCGGCGGGCGCCCUGCGCGUGCUCCUCUCUCGCCCCCUCACCUUCGCUACGCGGGUCGAGGUGAAGAAGUGCACGCGCCGCCGGCUCAGCGUUCGCGUUGCCGUCGAGCUGCGCCCCCUCGCCUUCGUCCCCUCCGCCAGCGGCAGCACGCUGCCGAUCGACGACUUGAGCGCUGUCCUGCGGUCCGUCAUGUCGCGCGAGCCGCCGCGUCUGGUCGACCAGCGCCUCGAGGACGCGAUCUACAUCGACGAGCGUGCGGACGGCGCGGUUUCAGGCAACGCUCGGCAGGGCGACUACGCGAACCGCAUCAUGGCUGCUCUCGAGGCGGUCUCGGCGGUGGCGCUGAAGGCGGACGAGGACGAGCUCGAGCUGCCGGGUCUCGGCGUGCAGCUGCGCCCUUUCCAGAGCUUCAGCGUCAAGUGGAUGCUCGCGAAGGAGCGUCUGCCAGAGGACCUUGUCGCCGUGCAUCCCGAGCUGUGGUACGGGCGUGGCUGCUUCCACCUCUGGCCGCCGGCGCGGGGCGGGUGCCUCUUCCACGAGAUGGGCCUCGGCAAGACGGUCCAGACGAUCGCGCUCUGCCUCGCCAGCCCACGGCCGGCAAACGCGCCCGGCACCCUCGUGCUCUGUCCUGUCAGCCUCCUGGCGAAUUGGGGGGUGGAGCUCAGCAAGUGCCUGCCGGCCGAGUCGCGCCACCUCAUCCUCGACUCAAUCGGAAAGAAGAAGUUCAAGACCAAUCCCGACGGGCUCGCUGACUACGACAUCGUGCUCUCCUCGUACUCCCUCCUCAAGGGCUCGCCCGUGCUGCAGCUGCGCUGGCACCGGCUGGCGCCAGACCACCCGUGGCUUCUCUUUGCUUGUCCGCGACAUGUGCUCGACGAGUCGCACGAGGGCAUCAAGAACCCGCGGUCGGUGCAGUCCCAGCUGGUGCAGCAAAUCAAGGCGUCGCGCCGGUGGUGCCUCUCCGGCUCUCCCUGCCCGCUCGGGCCAGGCGACUUGGCUGGCCAGAUGUCUGCGCUGCAGAUGCCAGCCUACGGCAUCCCGUCGGUCUUCUCCGCACGGCUCGACCCUCUGCACAACGGCAAGUGGGUGGCGAACGGCCGGGCAGGGUCGUCAAAGUGCUUCGCUUCGGAGCAGCCUCUCCUCAAGUUCCUCUGCAGCUGCGCUCUGCGCCUCAAGAAGGACUCGGUGAUCGCGGAGGACGGGCAGCCCAUCGUCUCGCUGCCGCCCCUCACCCGCGAGAUCCGGCUGCUCGACGCCUCGCCCACCGACGCGGCCUCGUACUCGCGCUUCCACGCGCAGGUGCGCGAGCGGGUGGAGACGCUCUCCCGGGGCGGCUCGCUCGGCGUCCGCCGCGGCUCCCUCGCCUCCAUGCUCCUAUCGCUCCGGAUGGCGUGCGAUCACCCGAGCCUCGCACUCGCGGCGGGCGAGCGGCUGCGAGAGCAGCAGGCGCAGGCGCGCACCGCAGCAAGCGACGCGGGCGUUCGCGCGGCGACCCCCGCGGAGGUGCUGGCCGAGGCCAAGGGCUCACCCAAGAAGGUGGAGUGGCUCGAGGGGCUGCUUGCGCCGUACCAGGACACGGCGGCCAACGGUGUGCCGGAGUGCUCAAUCUGCUUGGACGAGAACCUGACGCCCGCCCUCACGUCCUGCGACCAGCCGCACGCCUUCUGCCUCUCCUGCAUCCUCGAGUGCUGCAAGCAAAACAUCUACGGCGAUCACAAGUACCGCUGCCCCCUCUGCCGCACGCAGUGCGCUCUCUCCUCGCUGGUCCGGCUCGAGCUCGCGGCGCCUGCAGCUGACUGCCCGAUGGCGGACGCCGACGCCGACGAGACCGAAUCGGCGGCCGAGGAGGAGGAGGAGGUUGCUGCACGAUGCCGCAGCACCAAGCUCGACGCCCUCGUCGCGGCGCUCCGCGAGAAGCCGGAGGAAAAAUCGCUCGUCUUCACACACUUUGGAGCGACGCAGAAGCUCGUGUGCGAGCGGCUCUUCGCCGAGGAGAUCGCCUUUGUGAAGAUCGCCUCCAACGCGACGCAGCCGCAGCGGGCGAAGGCGCUGCACGCCUUCACCUCCAACCCGGACGCUCGCGUCUUUGUCCUCUCGAUGCGCGCGGCGUCGCACGGGCUCACGCUCACCAGCGCAAGCCGCGUCAUUCUGCUCGAGCCGGGGACCAGCCUCGCCGAGGAGGCGCAAGCCAUCGGACGGGCCCACCGUUUUGGUCAGCAGCGGCCUGUCCACGUCAUCAAGCUCGCCGUCAAGGACACCGUCGAGGCGAAGAUCAUCAACGAGAUCCACGGCCCGAGCGACGCCGGCCCGAGUGACGCUGGCCCAAGCAGCGCGGGCGGCGACGAAUCGAGGCCCAGCGCGACGGCGCAGCAGGCGCUCAGCGUCUUCCCGCUCGUGCUGAGGCGUGUCGAGAUCUACUUCUUCAUCGGUCUGCACGUGCUGCUCGUGCUGCUGAAGGACGAGCUCGAUGUUAUCAUCUGGGAGGGAUCGCUAUCCUCACUUGCGGGCGGCACCGCGCUCAUGGCCUUCCUCCUCGUCUUUUACAAUGGACAAUGCUACUCGCGCUUCAUCGGCUUUUACGAGGCCUGCACGGGCAUGAUGGGCGCGUCGCAGGAGCUUGUUGAGCUGAUCGCGGUCCACCUCGCAGAACAGCCGGUGGCAAAGUGGGACGCUGUCCGCUACCUGAUCGCCUCCGUCCUCUUGACCUACUACAGUGCCAUGGGCACCAUGGACCGCGGCUGGGAGGAGCUGCAGCGGCCAAAGAGCAUAGGCGAAGGAGGCGGCGAGCUCGUCUGCCCGCCGCUCCUGACGGCGCACGAGGCAUCGCUGCUGCAGCAGUUUGGCAACGCCUUCGUGCCACUGCACGCGUGGACCGUACACGCGCUGCACGUCGGGUUUGCUCAGGAAGCGCGCCUGAGGCCCAGCCCCGCGACCGGCUCCGCCGCGCUGUCUGAGGCCGCCGACUGCGUGCUGCGCGUGCGCCGAGCAAUCGCCUACAUAAAAAACACGCUCGCAAUGCCCAUCCCGUUCAUCUACUUCCACACCCUCAACUUGAUCAUGUACUCAAUGUACACGAUCUUUGCGUUCGCCUUCACCUCGCUCAAGGUGACCGUCUCCGUCCUGAUGAUGGUUCUGGCAGUUUUCGUCUUCACGUCGCUGCGUGAGAUCUCCUGCGCCUUCUCGGACCCCUUCGGCGACGACGAUGUGGACUUUCCUGUCGAGAACUACAUGGACGACGUGCGUUCCCUCUUCGCCAAGCUCCUCGGCGUCGCCACUAAGGGUGGCGGCGGCGGCCCGGACUAUGAGUUCUGCCACGAGCGGCAUCUGCUCUCGGGAGAGGUCUCGCGCUAUUGCGUAGAUGUGAUCUGA